Molecule: messenger RNA, 429 nt
Organism: Thecamonas trahens ATCC 50062
Lineage: Eukaryota; Apusomonadida; Apusomonadidae
Product: pre-mRNA splicing protein
Exons: 1
Coding region: 1-429 (142 amino acids)
Biological process (GO): mRNA splicing, via spliceosome
Cellular component (GO): U4/U6 x U5 tri-snRNP complex; spliceosomal complex; U5 snRNP
Source: RefSeq, a predicted model, not a curated record
AUGUCGUACAUGCUCCCGCACCUCGGGUCUGGGUGGGCUGUGGACCAGGCCAUUGUGACCGAAGAGGAGAAGGUGGUCAUUAUCCGAUGGGGUCACGACUGGUCGCCCGAGUGCAUGGCUCAGGACGAGAUCCUGGCCAGGAUUGCCGACAAGGUCUCCAAGUUUGCUGUCAUCUAUGUCGUCGACAUCUCUGAGGUUCCCGAGUUUACCGUCAUGUACGAGCUCGUUGACUCGUGCACCAUCAUGUUCUUCUACCGCAACCGCCACAUCCUCGUCGACGUCUCGUCGGGCAACAACAACAAGAUCAACUUUCUCAUCGAGGACGAGGACGAUCUCAUCUCCAUCAUCGAGGCCGUCUACGUGGCCGCUACACAGGGCAAGGGCCUUGCCGUCUCGCCUAUCGACUACUCGACCCGCUACCGCUAUUGA